Messenger RNA from Physella acuta, 2333 nucleotides. Its product is annotated as transmembrane 6 superfamily member 1-like. NCBI's taxonomy places the organism in Eukaryota, Metazoa, Mollusca, Gastropoda, Physidae. The record is from RefSeq and is a predicted model, not a curated record.
ACACUCAACUUCACUCAAGACAUCACCUUCUUCUUGUAUCGAACUGAUCUCGAAACAAAGUAGACUGUGGUAGAUAACGAAUGCAACAAAUAACAGCCCGAGCUACCCGUCACAAAAACACAUUUACCUGGCAUAUACCGAGUAUAGAAAAGGUAAAAGCCAAUGAAUGAGAAGUAGGUUGUGUUCUCUCACCGGUCUGUGUUUACCAGUUCAUAUCGUUCUGCAGUAGUUUGAACUCUAGUAUUACAGUAAAUAACGGUAUAAAAUGACAAAAUAUAUUGUUAUUGGAGUAGUUUUGAUGUCGCUUUCAUCUUGGCCAUUAUCAAUUGCAUUAAGUCAGUUGAAAUGUAUGCAAAUCGAGCGAAAUAUUAUAAUAACAGGAGUGGGUUUAUUUCUGGCAGCACUGAUUGGAACCUUUUUUCUAUUUAAAAAGUACUUUCAGAAUGUUGAUCCGAUGAUGUAUGUUCUAAGCCUUUUCUGCUAUGAUGCAGUAAGUGGCCUUGGAACAGCUCUUGAACUAGAUGGGUACAUUCCAACUAUUAAAUCAAGCAAUGUAUCUACUGUAGAGCCAUAUCUGAAAACAGCUCAUGGCACAGUUAUCACCUACUGGAAUGGGAUAGUGCACUCUAUCCUUUGUUUAUUUGCUAUUGCUCUUUAUACACGCAGGGAUAGUCACAGAGAAAUUGUUCUGUACUGGGCAGGGUCUCUGUUGAACAGUAUGCUUGUUCUGUUGCCAGGUUGCUUAACUGGCUCCAGUACUAUCAAAACUCCAACUUACUUCAAUGGAAUCAAUUUGGUAUUGCCUCUGGUUACAAUCUUUUAUUACAUUCAAAGAAGUCCCCUUCAAGCCAGAACAUUUUUGACAUAUCCAUCCAUUUUCAAGAGACCAGUGGAUCUGUUGUUCAUCAUCUACUUUUUAUUUGCGUCUUUUAUGGCGGUGUUUAAGGGUUUGGCUGUUUUAGGUGGUAAUCCUAAAUGUAUGACAGACUACCUCAAGGUUUAUGAACCAUAUCUUACAGAAUCAUCUAAUUUCCCAAAGUUUCAGGCUUUGACAUAUGAAUACAUCUUCUUGAUCUACUAUUUGUGCGCCAUCUAUGGGCUACUAUAUCCAGGUCAACAUUGGAUGGCUGAUUGGUCUAUUAUUCAUGCAGGUGGUGCAGCACAGGCACAGUUUAGCUAUAUUGCUGGUUCUCUUCAUCAUCGCACACCAACAGCCUUUCGUUCACCUCUAAAGGGAAAUGCAGCAAUAGCUUUCUGGGGAAUCAACAUGGCACUGUUCAUAGUACCACAGCUGUUUGUAUGGUGGUGUCAGCGUGACCCUGAUCACUAUGGGCGAACAUACACUGUUGUUCUUGCUACACCCAAACCAAAUAAAUUAGUUCCAGCUCGCCGUCCAGUCAAAUAUCAAUAUAAAGAUGACUGAAAUUGGAUACCAAAAAAAAUAACCUUAAUGAGAAUGAAAGAUCAUAUAAAGAAUGACUCAGUUUUGAAGAAUAUUUCUGUAUAUACUUAAAUACAGGUUAAUGCAGCAUACAUUAUGUAUUUACUCAAGGUUGUUUAUACCACAUCUUUAUCUGUCAUGAUGUCAGCUUAAUUAAUCAUAGGUGCUAUUGUUUUACUCUUACAACAUUUAUGCUCUAGCAAUAUUUUUGGGUGCAAAUUUAACUUCUUAUAGUGUGGAAGUGCAUCAUAAAUGCAAUACAUCUAAUGGGUGAAAUUUUUUUAUUUCAUUGUCUUAACUUGUAUAAUUUUCUUAUAUUUACAUUACUAUUUAUUAUGGUGUUGGAGUAUGUUAUACAGUCUUUUUUCUUUUUCAUCAGACAAGAGUUGGAACUCUAUUUUUAUGUUAUUACUCUGAAUCAUUAUUUUCAUUUAUAGAGAACUAUAAUUUAGUGAUUUACAUAACAAUGCUUUUCCAUUUUGAAAAUUUACUGUCUGAAAAUGUAAGUAAAUACACAAGAAUCUUAAUUAAAGUUCCAUUCUGUCUGUGCAUACUUACUUGGCAGCAUUUAAUUAAAUGCAUUUCCACUUAUAUUUUUUUGUAAAUCUGUUCUUGCCAUAACCAUGUAUCAAUAUUGUUCUCUCUUGAACAUUUUACACUGCUAGCCUGGUCACAUUUUACAGUGUCCAUUUAUUUCCCACUAUAUAUUUUUUAUAUUCAACUGUACUUACCUUUUUUUUAUGCAUGAGAUAGUGUCUUAAGUAAAUAUUGUUAUACAAGCUUUCUGUGUAUGUAGUUUAAAUUAGAAAGUAGCUACAAUUUAUAUAUUUAACGUAAAAAAAAAGAGCUAAAAUGAAUAGAAAAAAUGAGAACAAAAUGCAUUAUAGUUUAU